ACCGAUUCGACCUUCCUUUUUGACUCAUGAGCCAUUAAGACUUGUUGCAUCAAAAGUCUUCUUUCUCACUCUCUCUCUUGCAAACGUCGAAGUUUAAAGCAAAAACAGAAAAGCACCCAACUUCACUAGCUUUGGUGCUGUUUCUUUGCUUUGUAUAAGAUUCUGUAAAACCAUGUGUAGUGGUUAUAAGAGGAAACCUUCUCAAACUGGUUUGAUUAAGGGGGUUGAGUAUGGACGACAAGAAGGGUCGCAUCUUAAAAUUUCUGCCUUGCUCGAGUUUUCAGCCACAGAUGAUGUAAUGGCUUUCAAAGAUGCAGUUGAAAUAGAGGGUUGUGAUGUUGAUGAGGUGGGCUUCUGGUACGGGAGGAGGGUUGGCUCAAAAGAAGUGGGUUUCGAAGAGAGGACCCCUCUUAUGAUUGCUGCUAUGUUUGGAAGCAAAAGUGUGUUAUCUUAUAUCCUUGGAACAGGCCAUGUUGAUGUUAAUCAGGCUUGUGGGUCAGAUGGAGCUACUGCCCUUCAUUGUGCUGUUGCUGGGGGUUCUGCUGCCUCCCCUGAGGUCAUCAAGCUGUUGCUUGAUGCAUCUGCGGAUGUUAGUACUGUUGAUGCUAAUGGUAAUAGGUCGUGUGACUUGAUUGUUUCGGUGUCAAAUGGUGUGUUUAAUUCAAGGAAGAGGAUACUACAGGCCAUAUUAGAAGGUGCGGAUGGUAUUGAUGAGGCUUACCUUAGAUUUGAUGAUGCUGUACAGCAAUAUGUAUAUACACCUCGGAGUUCAAAAGAUGGGACUGAGAAGAAAGAUUAUCCUGUUGAUCUCUCUCUUCCUGACAUAAAGAAUGGGAUAUAUAGCACAGAUGAGUUUAGGAUGUAUACAUUUAAAGUGAAGCCUUGUUCAAGAGCUUAUUCUCAUGAUUGGACUGAAUGCCCCUUUGUUCAUCCUGGGGAAAAUGCAAGGCGGCGUGAUCCAAGGAAAUAUCAAUAUAGUUGUGUCCCUUGCCCUGAGUUUCGGAAGGGAUCUUGCAGCAAGGGGGAUGCUUGUGAGUAUGCGCAUGGAAUUUUUGAGUGCUGGCUUCACCCUGCUCAAUAUAGAACACGGCUUUGCAAGGAUGAAAUUGGAUGCACUAGAAGAGUUUGCUUCUUUGCUCACAAGCUGGAGGAGCUUCGUCCUGUGUAUGCUUCUACUGGUUCUGCUAUGCCUUCUUCCAGUUCAUAUUCAGCUAGUGCUUCUUCAUUGGACGCUUUAACACCACCCUUGACUCCAUCUCAAGCAUCUUCUCCUGUGAGUGGAACCAUGUGGCAGACUCAGUCUCAUGUUGCAGCUCCAACCCUUCAGUUGUCUGGAAGCAGAUUGAAAACUGCAUUAAAUACUAGAGAUGCUGAUUCAGACAUUGAAUUGCUUGCACAUGAAAAUCGUCAACUUAUGCAGCAGCUGAAGAUCGAAGAGAUGGCUGCAGUCUCUAGUCUUUCAUCCGCUUCUAAAUGGAAACGUCCCAUGCCUCCAUGUCUUUGUAAUCAAAUCAGGGAGUUACAUAGGUUUGCAGGAGUGAGACCGACUAACUUUGAAGACAUUUUCGGGUCGCAGAUACAAUCUCCCACUGGAAUUCAGGUGCAUCAACAUGUGAAACAGCAACUGAGAGACUACCCUUCCAACUUUUCCACUUCAAGAGUGAUUCGAUCGCCAUCGUUCAGUGUCGAUCCAUCUGGGACAACAGCCAAAAUGACUUUGAAUCCUAGAGAUGCUGCCUUUUCAAAUAGGAGCCAGAGCUUUAUCGACCAUAGUAAUGUGAAUUGCAAUUCUGAGUUUCCUUCUCUUGAUACCUCUGUUGCUUUUGAGCCUUAUGGCUUCUCUAGUUGGGGCUCCCCUGACGGCAAGUUGGACUGGGCCAUAUGCGAUGAUGAACUGAAUAAGCUGAGGAAAUCUUCUUCUUUUGGAUUCCAUAGCAGCAAUAGUCCUUUAAAAUUGGCUUCAACAACUGUGCCACCAAGUGUUGAUGAGCCAGAUGUGUCUUGGGUUCAUUCACUUGUGAAGGAUGCUGCACCAAUGGAAUCUGAACAGUAUAAUUGUGUCGAAGAGCAACUGCAAUUCCAUCUUAACGAUGGAAAAAAUGUGGUGCCAGAUAAUCAGGAGCAAUUGUACAUGGAGCAUGAGCAGAUUGUUGCAUAAAUGCAAUGUCAAUAGUGGGACCGGGUCCUCUAUGCAACUCUAUACUAGUUUAUUUAUUUAAUUAUUAUUUUUAAAUUUUAUAGAUAUUCAUUAUAUGUAGGUGAUAAUUUGUAGAAAUUAUGUUUAAAUGUUUCCCAGGGCAACAAUGUAGAAGCUGAGCAGAAUUCAAGUUUUCUGCUCCAGUAGCUACUUAUAACUACUAGGGUAUUUGAUUCCAUUGCUUUCCUAAUUUUUUUUACACCUGUUAUUUGUUUUGCUCUAUUGAGUUGUAACUUUCCAGCAACCAAGAGUGGAACAAAUGCAGUGAGACUAAAGAUAAUGAUGCUGAUAAUUUUAGUAAUGUUAAUUUUCAAUUUGUUUAGUUUAUG
This is a messenger RNA of Abrus precatorius (Indian licorice), 2526 nucleotides long. RefSeq names its product zinc finger CCCH domain-containing protein 66-like. The record is from RefSeq and is a predicted model, not a curated record. NCBI's taxonomy places the organism in Eukaryota, Viridiplantae, Streptophyta, Magnoliopsida, Fabales, Fabaceae. The transcript has 2 exons. Gene Ontology annotation, molecular function: metal ion binding; protein binding. The coding region runs from base 173 to 2158 and encodes 661 amino acids.